Messenger RNA from Chelonia mydas (Green sea turtle), 6878 nucleotides. RefSeq names its product protein SSUH2 homolog. The transcript has 13 exons. The record is from RefSeq and is a predicted model, not a curated record. Gene Ontology annotation, molecular function: heat shock protein binding. Lineage: Eukaryota; Metazoa; Chordata; Testudines; Cheloniidae. The coding region runs from base 2385 to 3566 and encodes 393 amino acids.
GACUGUCGCCCUGGUCUGUGCUGCUCAGAUGACAAAUUUCUACCUUAUCUGACUUAGUGAUUCAUAAAUCUUUGUUCUCCCUAUUUGGUCUGGACUUCCCAAGACAAAAUUUUGUCACCAGAACCUGUUGUUUCUGAUGGAGGUGGAUUUAAAGUAGAAAUAGCGGCCAUAUUGGCAUUUCGCCACUUUGAGAACCAUGAUGUACAGAGGCCUAAGAAAAUGAAAAACAAAGUUAGCCAAACUUUCUCAAUCCUGGAGAGAUGCAGUUUGAGUUUUUGGUGGAGGUUCCCAGGGGCAGGGCAUGCACGGCUAGAUUCUGGUCUAACUCCACUGAAAGUCACUGGAAUUGCACUUGUGUAAAGUCAGUUAUAGUGAGAGAAGAAUCAGGACUAAGAGACUUAUCCUGGAAUUUGCCUGUAUAAAUGAGAUCAGAAUCUGGGACUCAAUCUUGAAAUCUUUCCAUCAGGUGGGGUAUGCAAUAGGCUGCUUACUAACAAUUUUGCCAAGCAAAUAAUCCCACCCCAGGGAGUUUACCAUUUUAGAGUCUGAACUGUUAUGCCAAAGUGUUAAUAAAAUGCAUGUAAUGACUUAAAUAUAUGCGUGACCCAAGCAUGCCAACUGGCAGAUGGCUUAGGGGUACGUAUGGGUACAGAGAUCCCCUGAUCAGAUAACGUCCAUGCUGAAAGCCUGUGUCACACUGGUCCUCAUAGUCAUUAUGAGAUGUACGUAUGGAAAACGUGUGAGGAGUUAUGUGUAUAUGCUUAAAAUUACGUUCUCUAGGCCUUGCAGUUAAAGGCAGGUCACAUAAAGUUAGCAUGCCUUGCAACAAACUUCUCCAGACAGAAGCUGUGAGGUGGACCACUGUGAAUCUCACAACAGAAGUCUAUUAGCACACUGAGACAAAUGCUAAUGAAGAGCUCGUGGAAGCUUUAGAAGGAGAUUAACAGGAAGAGGUGAACAACAGAGGGAGACUGGAACCCUAUUUUCAGAUGAUCAUCCAAGGUCUGGUCUGGUCUAUGUAGGUAAGAUGAACCCUCAGGCAUCCUUCAGUCUGUGAGGACAAGCUGCCAGUAGGCUUGAUUUUAUGAAAGGGGGAUCUCAGCCAACUGGGCUGAAAAUGCUGGGGAAAAGGACUUUUUAAGCUCUCUUGUAUGAGACAGGGAACUAUCUUAUGCAGUGUAGUUGUAUCUGUGUUGGUCCCAGGAUAUUAGAGAGGACCUCCUGAGUUCCCUUCCAACCCUGAUAUUCUAUAAUUCUAUGAGGCAAGGUGGGUGAGUUAAUAUCUUUUAUUGGACCAACUUCUGUUGGUGAGAGAGACAAGCUUGUUUGGUGAUUUAAGUUUAGGGUCUAGAAAGUGUAUUUUGAUUUUGUUGGAUAUGUAACCGUUUGUUUCCAAUAUUCUUACUUCCUAUUAUUUGAAUCUCUGUCCUCUGAUAAUGAACUUCAUUCUUGUUUUCACUAUGAACAUAUCUGGGCGCUGCGUGUUAUGUGGAGUGGUGAUUCCGAGCUGAAUCUUACAAGCGUUGGGCAGCACCUCAGCGAGUUCUUAGAGUGUUCAGUGGAACAGGGACUGGACACUCCAAAGGGACGCUUGGAGGACUCAGGGGUUAGAGAGCCCCUAUCGCUAACCUGUACAGAGAGAGCAAGGUCUGCAGAGGCCUGGCAUGUAGCGCUUGUGUCGUCAGAGGUUAAGGGCCUUGCAACCUAGGGUACCCCAGGGAAGUAUCACAGUAAGUAUGCAAUAUGAAACACUUCAUACGUAGAGGGCCUGGCCCCAGGGACACCAUACUGUAACAGCAUCCAGAUGGUCGCUAAGGGAUGUGGAGUAAGCCUUUUCGUGCGGAUGGGGUUAGUAGAGAAGCUGUCUCCACAUAAAUCUGUAGCGGUUCUUUUCUGUUGCAGAGCAGCUGUGCUAAAGCAGGGUUAAUGUCCAGACCCUCCAAUAUACCCCAUACAGGCCAGAGCUAGGAGUUUCCAAGGUAACAAAUUCAGGGGCCCAGAUAGGAAAAAGGAAGAUAGGGCUUGUCUGGACUACAGUUUUAGAAAUACACAUUUUUAUUCUAAUCUAGACAAGCCCAGUGGGCUGAAGCAGUCAGUGACCAAGAGAUCUAGGCCCUUAUCCUGCCCUGUUGAAGUCAGUGGGAGUCUUUACAUUGGGCACAGGAUCAAGCCCUUAGAGAGCAACUUUUUAAAUAGCUGGCCCUGGCUGAUUAAAAGUAGGGGGAUGGCACGUUGAAACCCUACAGGAAUGUAUGUGAUCCUGUACUUUCAGAUUUAGUACAGACACUGCAACUUCCUUCAACUGUGAGGCCUUUUGGGAGCUAAACACCAGCACAGGAAGUGUCAUUUCUUGAGCAAACAGCAGUCAGUGUCUUUCGACAACAAUGGAGCAAGAGCUGCAGAUCGGAAAUGAAAGCCAUCUGAAUUAUGGAAGUGAAUGUCUCCUUUCUCCCUCUGUUGCACAAGAUGCCCCUGCUCCUUAUUCCUCGCCCCAUGAAGGACCCUCUACGCCCCGCUUGGAGCUGAUGGACACGGCCACUGAAGAUGAAGGGGAAGAUUCAGGAGACUGCGGAAACAAAGGUUUACCUCCCCGAGCUGAUCAGCUGCCUGAAGGAGAGCACAAUGAUUCCAUUCCACUUCAGACAGAGUGGAGCAUUCUCUCUAUUUCUGAGCAUGUAGCCAGAGAAGCCUUGGUACAGUACACAGCCAAUAAGUGCUGCUAUCGGAUUGCCCCUGCAAAACGUAUGGUGGUCCAGAACCUGACUCCGCUCAACACAUUCAGAUAUCAUCUGCAAACCUUCACUGAAACCAGAGAAACAUUCCCGGUCAGCGAGCCUUAUAAUGGUGGAUUUGUGGACUCUUCUGAUGUUGCACCAGCACCUGCCCCGUGGGAAAUAGAAGUGGACGCACCUCCUCUGUUUACGGAUUGUGAAAUGCACAUUCCAGUGCCGCACACAUAUUCAGUACAGGAUUGUCCUAAUUGCCAAGGACGUGGUAAGAAUCAGUGCCACUCGUGUAGUGGAUCUGGAAAGAGAAGAUGUACAGCUUGUAAUGGGACUGGCUGGCAAGACACAUCCAAUCAGAGUUGUUUAUUUUGCUCAGGUUCUGGAAAGAGACGUUGCUCAAACUGUCAUGGAGGUGGUUGGCAGAAAUGCAUCCGUUGCUCUGGAAAAGGCCUCUUGUUAUAUCAUUCUGAACUUACAAUCACUUGGAAGAACAGCGUUGCUGAAUAUGUUGUUGACAAGAAUUUUGGGUUUCCUAUUUAUCACCUGCAGGAAGUCACUGGGAAGGAAAUAUUUAGUGAUGAAAAUCAAGUGGUGUAUCCUCUAGUGAAUUUCCCUGAGCCGACCAUUGAUAGGGGCUCAGAAUCAUGCAUUGCGCAACACCAAAUGCAGUUUGCCUCCCAUAGUCAUAUAUUGAGACAGAAACAAACCAUUGAGCUGAUUCCACUCACCAAGGUGGAAUAUGAAUGGAGAGGAAAGGUCUAUUCCUUCUAUGUCUUUGGAAAUGAGAAUAAAGUGUAUACAGAGGACUACCCAGCAAAGUGCUGCUGUUCAGUUAUGUGAUUCGCAGAUAGGUCCUAAGUUCUUCUAAGAAACACACCUUUGGGCACCACAGAAGAUCUGGAAUUAUUUAUUCUCCUUAAAGUGAGCAACUUCUUCCUUUCCAACUUUCACUGGAGAGCAGAUCUAAAGAUCUUUCAUUCCCAUCAUCAUCACAGAGGGUGGUGGGUGUCUCUUUAUCAGUGCAAUAACGAUUCAUGCAUUAAAUGAAACAGCAGAACACCUCUCUAGUGCACCCCUCGCCAUUCGCUCUAUAUUUAUGGAGAUGAACGAAUCGUGAUAAUGAAGAUUGAAACAUUGCUAACAUAUUGUAUGACAGAGAUUUGAAUUCAAAGCUUUUGGUUUUGGUCUCCAUAGCUUUGUAUUGAGAUAUUUAGCUUGUUAAAUGUAUCCUUUAAAUUCCUAUGUGUGGAAUGCAUGUUCUAAAUGAUGGAAAUGUAAGCAGCUUCAGGUAGCUUUCUUACAGAGUUUGAAAUGAAGGAAUGUGAUCUGUAAUUUUCCAAAUACACUAUUACUCUGCAAUAGCUCUCAGGGUCAGGAGCAACAGGUAUGUGUUCCAUCCCCUGAUAAGGAUCUUCACAAGAAAGUGUGGGAUGAGAUUGGUUCAGAGAGGGAUAGGUAGUGAUGUUAGCACAUGUCCAUGUGUAACCUACACAAGGGGAAUGUGAGUCUUUGUCUCCCUCAUUGUGGCUGAGCUACACAAUAGCCACGAGUCUGCUUUGAACUGCAGGAGUUACUCCUCUAGCUCAACUGAUAGCAUCUCAUGCUUUCAGCUCCGUAGGACUUGGGCUCAAACCACACUGUCAGCACAAGCAGGGUCAAUUACAGAAGGAUCUCAGGAGGCUCCUUACUAGGGUGGUCUGUUAAAAAAUUAAGAUUUAGGACAGACCCUUACACUGCGAGACCCAGAAGAUUUCUGUUGGCCAUCUAUUUACAUAGCUGGCCUAUAUACAUAGGAGGGAGCUCCUCACAGCAGGGAACAUGAACUCCCCCAUGUCUUGAACAGCACCAAGCAUGCAACAGACAGUUUAAUUAAGAAAAUAAACACUGGAGCUGAGCUUUCCCACUUGAGGAUGAUGACUGCUCCUCCGCCCCGGGGCUGUUCUAAAUGAGUGGUGGAAAGAGAGCAACACUCUCUUCAAGCACUUCACAGACUGGUUGUAUUCAGACCUUUCUCCCUUGCCUUCAUAUUUUAUAUUAGAUGUUACCUCCAAGCAGCCAAUGAGGUUGCUGGCUACCUCCUGCUGAGGUGCAAAUCAUAUAGUUACUGUUGUCAUUGCCUGCAUUGUUGUCAUUGACCGAGGUGUAUAGCAAGAGUAACUCCAGUCCCUGGACUGACUGCACCUUUUGGUAAGUGACAUCAGACUCAGGCCCUCGAGCAGCACAACAAGUGAUUUGUCUUUGAAACCAACUCAUGUGUGUAGUUAAACGCCAUCCUUUUCAGACCCAAGAUCUUUGUCAUAGCCUAUGUCAGGGUAGACAGAGAAAGAGGGGUGGGGAGUAGGAAACGUGUUGAGUGGAUAAAUGCCAACACUAAAGGCCACCAGAUUAGUAACUAUGAUAGCACUCCAAAGCCAUUGUAGUCUGUGUUGUUGUGUAACUGGGUACAGUUACUAGCGCAAGCUAACUGACACAAGCAAUUAUAAUAUGCAGUGUGGUUGUAGCUGUGUUGAUCCCAAGAUAUUAUAGGACAAGGUGGGUGAGGUCAUAUCUUUUUGUCCCAGAUCUGAAGAAGAGCUCUGUGUAAGCUUGAAAGCUUGUCUCUCUCACCGACAGAAGCUGGGCCAAUAAAUGAUAUGACCUCACCACCUGGUCUUUACAAGGAAUUAUACCACUGUCAAAACAAGGGUCGAACAUUUAGCCAAAUGAUUAUAGCCCUUGUAGCAGGACAAGUAUGGAAAGAUGGAAGGGGGAGCUCAUUGCAAGGUUAGGUUUGGACACAAAUUAUUCUCUCUGUUUUGGGUAUUGUUGCAGGGGAUUCAGAUUUAUCCCAAAUUGACACCAACUUGGCAAAAGGCUCAAGCUGCACGUUUCUUCCAUGCAGUAAACUCAAAACAAAACCGGAGAGUAUAAAUCAUACAGCAGAGCUCCUUUCUCUGGUCAGCAUAAGCCUCUCGUAUCUCCCUCCACUGACAGUAGCACCGUUCUUUUAAGGUCUUGAGCCUAAACAGGCCCAGCAGUAUCUAAAUGACUCCAGCUUAUAGUACCUCUCUGAGCUACCCUCGAACACGGGCUGGAAUUAAACUUCAACACCCCAGACCAGUCUGGUUUGGCAGGAUCUUCUCCUAGUGACACCACUGGGGUGGGGUAUGCCUUUGGACUCGGGAAGGGGGCAACAUGAAACAGUAAACUGGUCAAUAUUUUCCUAUCAAACUGGUUUUUGACAGAAAAUUGGGUUUUUGACAAACUAAUAUUUUGCAGAGAGUGUUUGUUUUCCAUGGAAAUUUUUGUUUUUCGCUAAAAUAUUUUGGUCAAAACCCAAAAGGUUUUGGCCAAAAAUGGGAGCUAUAGUGUUUCAUAGCAAGUGAUAGUUUGCAUCUCAUGUCCUCUUUCUACAUGCUAGCAUUCCCAGCAGGACUACAUCUCCCAUAAUACAUCAUAGUCUCCCCUACCAAUAAGGGGACACCUGUGUAACAUGGAAUCCCUGGCAAUAGUGCACUGUGGGAGAUGGUGUCCAGCUGCAGAACCUGGUACGUAGUGGGGAAUGGGGACACAAAGAGCAAAGUACAAAUCCAACUCCCAUUUUCAGCCAAAACUUGAUAAUUUCCAUGGAAAAUGUAGAUGGACAUGGAAAUUUUCUCAUUUUCAUCUAAAAUUUAAGUGGGGAAAAAAUUUCAGACCACCUCUACCUUACAGCCCUAAUGUAAGCAAUGGCAAAAUUCAUGAGUUCCCCCCCUCCCCCAUAAAGAAAUGUAAAUAAAUAAAUAAUGUUGAGCUUUUUUAUUUGCCUUCAGGUUUUUUAACCUUUCGGGGGCACCUGGGUCAUGUUUCCAAACUUUUCUCUGCAACCAUCAGGGGCGGAAAUUUUCAUAAAAAAAUAAAGAAAGAAAGAAGAAGGCUGAGAAUUGCACCUAAGUGCGUGUCUCCAGGAGCUGGGGCUUUACGUAAAACAAAAUCUCCCCACUAUAUUUUCCACUGUAUGCACCUGAUGAAGUGAGCUGUAGCUCAUGAAAGCUUAUGCUCUAAUAAAUUUGUUAGUCUCUAAGGUGCCACAAAUACUCCUUUUCUUUUUACGGAUACAGACUAAUACGGCUGCUACUCUGAAACCUGUCAAAUAUGACAAGACUCAAUAAAAUCCAAGUGUUGGCAACCCUG